Messenger RNA from Neocloeon triangulifer, 1283 nucleotides. RefSeq lists its product as uncharacterized. The transcript is spliced from 5 exons. Bases 331 to 783 code for a protein of 150 amino acids. The record is from RefSeq and is a predicted model, not a curated record. NCBI's taxonomy places the organism in Eukaryota, Metazoa, Arthropoda, Insecta, Ephemeroptera, Baetidae.
UGGGGAGCUAAGAAAUAAAAUUGAAAACCUAGCAAGAAUGCAGUGCGUAAAACGUAAAAUUAGAGAAAGAAGCUUUUGUACUUUUUUAAUAAAUAAAAAAUUUUUAAUUUAGCAAAAAAUAUUCCGAAUUAAAAAAAAUCAAAAUUUUUUUAAUUUUUUUAAUGCUCCUCAUGAAUACUUCACUUGAGCCAGUGCCAGUAAACACAAACAGAGAAAAAUAUUUGUUGAUCAUAUUUUUCAUGAAAGUUCAAGCCAACAAGAGUUCAAGCUACAGAAACUUCAUAGGACUGGUUGGGAUCAAAAAACCAGCAGUGUGUCGAUGUUCAGAACAUGGAAGACAUCGGCCUCGACGGACUUCUUACCUUAAGCGAGAUGCAACUGACUGACAUACUCAGAACAAACAACUUGAAGUGCUCGUCUUCUUGGGCCAAACCUCGACUUGCCGAGGAAAUCAUGGAGCAGUUGGCCGAGUUCGAUGUGAGGCCCGAACCAGAGCUGAAAAUGGCACGUCUCCGUUGCUUGAUAAGGCAAGCUAUUUGUUGGACGAAGUGCUACGCCACAUUGGCUUAUUGUGAAACUUGCAAGGAUGCCUGCAUUGAAGACAACUCGCUGCGCGGAGAUCCCAUCGCCUGUUCCGCUUGCAAGACAGUCAUGGGUAACGUCAGGGACACCAUAGUCAGAGCCUUUGUAGUGGACGUACGUGCCGAUGACCAAACAGAGGCAGGAAAUGACAAUGUGUUUGAUUUACGUGGGCUUGAUCAGGAGACUCGCCUGAUUUUGUAGGGGAAAAAGCAGUUUCGACUCCAAAGACUGCGCCAUUUGAGUGUUUACCAGCUCCAGAAAAUCCUGAAAAACCACGGACAAAAGCCCAAAAGCAACGACGGUGUUCCGAUUUUGGCCCAAGCAGUUGAAGAACUCCUCAAGACAUUGAACCCAUCAAAGUCUAUCCCAGAGACAACGCUUGGAUGUUUUGUUUGCCAGUCUGCACCAGUUGAGAGUAUCCUCAGUCGCUGCUCUCAUAUUGGGCUAUUGGAAAAAAAUCGUUCUGCUGGCUAUUUCCAAACUUUUCUGGACUGAGGGCAAGUACAAGAGGUGUCCAACUUGAUAUAAGCAACCUCAAGAAGUACAGCAAGCGUUCAAGAGUUGAAGAACACGAGACAAAUCAACCAAAAUAUGACCGCCCAUCAUGAUUAUAACUUUGAUCCAAAACUUAAGAAUAGGUGCGGUCUGAGAAUGCGAUCUGUUUGACUUGAUAUUUAAAUAAAAGUCUUUUGUACUUUCGA